Molecule: messenger RNA, 490 nt
Organism: Salpingoeca rosetta
Lineage: Eukaryota; Choanoflagellata; Craspedida; Salpingoecidae
Exons: 3
Coding region: 89-319 (76 amino acids)
Source: RefSeq, a predicted model, not a curated record
CGCACGCCAACGAAAGGCAGCCAUUUGUUUGACAAACCCUCCCACACACACCUCACACGCAAGCGCAGAGCGACAGAGCAGCAUCACAAUGUCUGGUGGCGGGUUUCCCGAGGACAAGCAGCCAGGCGAGCUGUUCAAGGCGAGGGGACAAGAGGCGGCCCAGCGCUUGAUUGGUGUGGAGAAGCUGAAGAUUCUGCGGGAGCGUGUGCGCAAGUGCCAUCGGGAGGAAGGCGUUAACCACUUUGAGAACUGUGCGGAACCCGUCGAUGCAUACCUCAAGGCGCUCGAGGCACACAAGCAACAAAAGAACGCGCUCUGAGUUGUCGACCCGAGUUGGUUUUGUGGUUGUUUGUCUCUGAAGUGUCCCUCAUGCCGUCGUUUCGCGUGUUCGUCUGACUAUGCCGCUUUGGUUUUGUUUCGGGUUGCGGCCCCUUCGCUGUCUUGCCUGUCUUGUGUGUGUUUCGCCCUCAAUUGAACACCACCAUCCCUG